Messenger RNA from Ictidomys tridecemlineatus (thirteen-lined ground squirrel), 2057 nucleotides. Lineage: Eukaryota; Metazoa; Chordata; Mammalia; Rodentia; Sciuridae. The record is from RefSeq and is a predicted model, not a curated record.
GAAGAAUGAGAUAGAAAUGGAGGAUCGUCGACUGAGAAAAAGGCAGAAUGACUCUCUCUCAGAAGCUACGAGUGCUUUAUCGAAUUCUGGAGGAAAAGUGAUGAAGCCUGAAAUUGAGAGGAAAGACGAUAACAAAGAUGGAAUAGGACAAGAUUUGGACCAAUCUUUGCAUAAUAUCCAGUCAUGUGCUCAGAAUGACCUUGAGUCCAUGCAGGAUCCUGAGGAAAUCCUGAAUUUAUUGAAACCAUGGAUUGAGAAUAGCUCAGGUAUGAGUAUUUUCACCUUGCAAACAAAUUUGUACCAAAGAAAUGUAACACAUACAGUUGUCAUGAAUGCUUCCAGUGCACUGGACUUCCUCAGAGAGAGAAAAAGUAGAAGCCGCUCGAACUCAAGAUCACAGUUGCACAGAAAGAGGGCCCCCAACUAUGUACAAGAAGAAAUUGACGUAGAAAAGAAGGCUGCUGAACUUUUUAACAUGACGGAACCUAUACACAAAAAACAUUUGGAGUUGACUGAAUCCACAAACGUUGAGAUGAAAUUUUUUUCAACAAGAAAGGCGCUACAGCGCAUUAAGGAGAUUGUCGCUCGAUCUGUUUCUGCAUUUGGAAAUACUGAUGGCGGAUAUUUGUUCGUUGGUUUAAAUGCCCAGGAAAUAGAAAGAAGUGGUCCUGAAGGAAAGCAGCGUUAUUUCUCGAAGAUAGAAAGUGAAAUCGAAAAGCAUAUUAGCAGGCUGCCCGUCUAUCAUUUCUGUAAGGAGAAAGCGAAGAUUAAUUACUCAUGCAAAUUCCUAGAAGUCCAUGACGAAGGAGGUCUGCAUAGUUAUUUCUGUGCACUCCAUGUGGAGAGAUUCUGCUGUGCCGUGUCUGCCAACGAGCCUGUCCUGCUUGUGAAAAAGAAACCUGUUUUAUAUUUGACCUUGGAGGAGUGUAUCAAGUACAUCAUGGAUGCCAAGCAAGGUGGAGGAAGGGGGAUUAGCAAUGAGCAUACAUUUGGUAAGGAUGGUUGGGUUUUUCCAGCUUAUCUAAAGAAGCGUCUCUUCCGCCAGGUGGAUGAAGCUCAGAAUUUCCACACUGAAAAUGGGGACUUAUAUGGGAAGGCAAAAGCCAUCACUCAGAGGGAAAAGGGCCCAGAAAUUCUCUGGAACUUUCUGAACCAUUUUCAGACCAGCCACUUGGAUGUUAGUGGUCUCCCUCCUCUUUCAUCCCAGUAGCCAAGAGCUCACCAGAGUGAUGCCCAAUGCAGAUGAAGUCGCCCAAUGCAGAUGAAGUCGCCCAAUACCUACCAGAAGUGAUGAAGGUCAUUAGAAGAAAACCACCUUGCACCAUCCCCCAUGGGUCCUUGGAGGGGCUUAUGAAAGCUGAACAACUUCGGGGUUCUAAGGAACUAUGCAAAUUGAGAGAGAGAUGAGAAAUGUGAGCCACUGCAUCUGCAUUUUUUCCUGAAUUCUUGAAAUUUGUCUUUGCUGUAUUGAUUCGGGACAUGGAAGAUUCCCGAGAUAAUUCAGUCUCUGAAUUAAUUAUCUCAAGCAUUUGGCAGAACAAAGAGCACUGGUCUGGAUAUGUAAGGUACUUCAUUUGCCCUUUUUCAGAGAAAUUUUAGACAAAGAGAAAGCACACAUACACCUCUUUUUUUUUUUUUCUGGAUUUCAACAGAAGAUUGUAUUAUGGAACAGAAUCAGAUUCUAUAGGUGUGUAUAAGCUCCUAAGGAACAGGAAUAGGAAAGAAAGUCUUUUAAAAUCUACAGGUCUUCUGGGGAUGUCACUUCGUGGUAGAUUCUUGCCAAGCAAGCCUCCGGUCCUGGGUUAGACUCACGUGGAUACAUCCCAACAUCAAUAGGUUGAAAUGACGAACUCUCAUCUCAGUUCUACUUACUAGUGCAUAAUACAGCUACUGAAGUAUUAAUUCCAUGGUUUUUUUUUUUUACCAUUUUUGUUAAGAAUUUUCCAUUUGUUAUUUUUAGUUGUAUAGGACAGUAGAGUGUAUUUUGACAUAUUAUACAUAAGUAGGGAGGGAAGAAUAAAAGUAUUGAGUCAGUGAUUGUCCUCCUUCUCUUUCAU